AUGGGCGGUGGAAUGAGCAUGGCGCACAACCAGCCUGACAAGGUCACGAUGGAUAAAGUGCACGCCAUGGUCAAGGGGAAACCCCUUGAUGCCGGAGAUAUACAGACUCUGGACCAAGCAAAGGAAGAGAUCCGCGCGCUGCGGGAGCUGCUACACAAGACGGAUGCUACCAGCGAACGUGGAGGCAACGAUCCGGACCUACCUUCGGAAAUUACAGAGAGAUCACCAGGAGGAGACCAGCUGAGGGGACGGGGAGCGAUCUGCGCGGCGGUCCAGAAGUCCGAGCCCUACAAGCACGUGAUCAUACCUAAGCCGGAGGCAACCGCCGAACUGAUCCUGGAGGCCAUCAAACAGAGCGUGCUUUUCAAGAACUGCGGCACGGAGGACUUCGCCACGCUCGUGGAGGCGUUCGGGCCGGUCAGCUGCGAAGCGGGAACCCAAGUUAUCACGCAGCAUGAAAAGGGGGAGGACUUUUACGUGGUCGAGGAAGGGUCUCUCCGGUGCUACGUCACCUUCCCGGGAGAGAACGAGGAGGUAGAGGUCCGCACACCGUACGUAACGGGCGAGAGCUUCGGAGAGCUGGCCCUCAUGUACAACAUCCCCCGAGCGGCAACGCUGCGUGCUGCCGAGGACUGCAAGCUGUGGUCCAUCAAGCGGAGCACUGUGCGCGCCAUCCUGACCUCCAUCAGGGAGAAGCUGGUCGCCGAAAAGAUGGAGAUGCUCGGAAACGUGAUCAUCGGCGAAGACCCUCUCAAGUCCAAGCUCUCGAAGAGCGACAUAGAGAAGCUGGUGGGCGCACUCGAAGAGGAAGAGUUCAACGACGGGGAAUGCAUCGUCAGGCAGGGCGAGAUCGGGCACUUUUUCUACAUCGUCAAGUCGGGGGAGAUCGCAGUCCACAAGAGAGAGGAGGUGGGAGGGGGAGACGUGGAGGAUUCAUCGCCGGGUGCGGGGGAUGGAGCAGGGGGGGAAGGGGGAGGUGGGCGAGACGGAAUGGGCCCCCAGGUAUCCACCCUCAAAGCCGGGAGCUACUUCGGAGAGCGGGCCCUGCUGUCUGACGAGACCCGCAAGGCCACCUGCGUGGCGACCGGGCCUACCGUGUGCCUGUCUCUGGGGCGAGAAGACUUUUCGAGUGUCUUGGGGCCAUUGGAAGACAUCAUGUCCAAGGCCGCCGGACUCGAGAGACCUGCCGCCUCCGCGCCCUCCGCCGGGAGCGGUGACCACUAUUUGGAGACCAAGCCCGAAGACCUGGAAGCUAUCCGUAGCUUGGGGGAAGGGGCAUUCGGCAACGUGAUGCUUGUGCUUCACAAGCCCACCGGGAGGGCCUUCGCACUCAAGUGUCAGGGGAAGCAGGCUAUCGUCGCAAACGAGCUGCAGGAUCACAUCCUGGAAGAAAGGAGGCUACUCAUGAAGCUGGACCAUCCGUUCAUACUUAAGCUGCAUGAUUCUUUCCAGGACGACAGGUAUAUCUACUUCGUGCUGGAGGCCCUGAUGGGAGGAGAGAUCUUCACGCAUCUCCGUAGAGCCGGGGUUUUCGAAGAGGCUCACACCAAGUUCUACUCGGCCACAGUUUUGUGCGCUCUCCAGCACAUGCACGACCGGUGCAUCGCCUACCGCGAUCUCAAGCCCGAGAACUUGGUUCUCGAUGAUCAGGGGUACCUGAAAAUUGUGGAUCUAGGACUGGCCAAGGUUAUUCCAGAUGGGUACACGUGGACAAUCUGUGGUACCCCUGACUACUUGGCCCCAGAGAUUAUCCUCAACGAAGGGCACGACCAGGCGGUCGACUUCUGGGCGCUGGGGGUGCUGGUCUACGAGAUGAUGGUCGGAGUAGCCCCCUUCUCGGCCAGCGACCCCAUGACUACGUACGAGAACAUCCUGUCUCGCAAGGUGGAACCACCGUCAACAUUUUCCAAGGCGGCGAAGGACAUUGUGCGCAGGCUGCUCAAGAUCAAUAAGAGCAAGCGGCUUGGGAAGGCAGCUGGGGGUGCCGGAAGCGUGAUGAAGCACAAGUGGUACAGCGGCUUUGACUGGGAGGGAUUAUUGAAGAAGCAGCUUGAGGUCCCUAUCGCUCCCAAGCUCGUGGAUCCGUUCGACUCGUCACACUUCAACCCACCGGGACCGGAUCGGGCGGAGUCGGCCCCGUGUCCCGAGUGGACGCCGACGCUUUAA
Molecule: messenger RNA, 2166 nt
Organism: Ectocarpus siliculosus
Lineage: Eukaryota; Phaeophyceae; Ectocarpales; Ectocarpaceae
Source: the annotation of a GenBank genome assembly